UCAAAAAGUUUAGACAAGCCAGUGAGAUAGAGAGAGACGCAACUGGCUCAUGUAGAGACGAGUGAAAGAGAAAAAUCAAUGAUUACUAUAGUUGUACAUUAUUACAAUGCAUAAUGUAUCUAGUCGGUUGAUUAUUUAUUACUACUAUUACUGUUAUAAAUAGAAGUACGUCACAAACGAUCGUCCGGAUCUUUCGAGUUCUGAUCAGCUAGACUGACGAUAAGUCCGAUUUUUCAAUUCUACAUUUCCGGUUCACUGGUGGCUGUUGAGAUAAUUACGAUUUGUUUUAUUAUAUACCUACUUACCGAUUGCUCUGUCCCUGUUUUACCUUCAGUUUGGUCCUUGUACAUCCAAUUUGGCGGUCAGUGAGAAGAAUGUCAAAAAUGAACAACAAAAGUAUUGCCGGUCAGCGACUGGACUACUAUCACAAGAUAGUCCAAAAUAUCAUACUGUGCCACCAGAAUCCAGUGACGGGCUUGUUUCCAGCCAGCCCAAGUAAUUCUGAUGCUUGGAUCAGAGACAAUGUUUAUACGGUAUUGGCUGUAUGGGGCUUAUCUAUGGCCUGUAAAAAAAUGGCAGAUAUGGAUGAAGACCGAGCAAAAACUUAUGAACUUGAACAGAGUUGUGUGAAAUUGAUGCGUGGGUUAUUAAUGGCAAUGAUGCAGCAAAAAGAUAAAGUAGAGCAAUUUAAAGUUUCCCAAAAUCCAUUACAUUCUUUACAUGCUAAAUAUAGUUCUGCAACAGGGCAAACAGUUGUUGGUGAUAACGAAUGGGGACACUUACAAAUUGAUGCUAUUUCAUUAUAUUUACUGAUACUAGCACAGAUGACAGCAUCAGGUCUUCAAAUUGUAUUUAACUUGGAUGAAGUGUCUUUUAUUCAAAAUUUAGUAUUUUAUAUUGAAUCUGCAUAUUGUAUACCGGAUUAUGGUGUAUGGGAGCGAGGUGAUAAAUCAAAUCAUGGUUUACCUGAAUUAAAUGCAAGUAGUAUUGGAAUGGCUAAAGCUGCUCUGGAAGCAAUGAAUGAUUUAGAUUUAUUUGGUGCACGAGGUGGGCCAUUUUCUGUGAUACAUAUAUUGUCAGACGAAGCGCAAAAAUGUCAUGCAGUAUUACAAUCUAUGCUACCAAGAGAAUCAAAUUCAAAAGAAUUAGAUAGCAGUCUUUUGUCAGUCAUUAGUUUCCCGGCUUUUUCAGUUGAUGAUCCACAACUGAUUGAGUUGACAAGAAAUGCUAUUGUAUCCAAUUUGAUGGGCAAAUAUGGUUGUAAGCGAUUUUUAAGAGAUGGCCACAAAACUCCGCGUGAAGAUCCUAAUAGACUUCAUUAUGACCUUCAUGAACUGAGGGUGUUUGAAAAAAUUGAAUGUGAAUGGCCAUUAUUUUUUUGUUAUCUUAUACUAGAUAAUUGUUUUCAAAAUGAUACAGUAACUGCAAAUUUUUAUGUUGAUGCUUUAGAAAAGGUAAUGAUAGAUUCUGAAGAUGAUAUUAAACUUGUGCCUGAAUUGUAUGCAUUGGAGAGUGAAAACAUAGAUGCAGAAAUUGAAAAUCCAGGGAGUCAAAAACGAAUAGCAUUAGGAAGAUGUCCAUUUUUAUGGGCACAGUCACUCUAUAUGCUUGGAAAACUUUUGCAAGAAAAUUUUCUAGCUGUUGGGGAACUAGAUCCAUUAAAUAGGCGUCUAUGUUUGGAAAAAAAACCUGAUGUUGUUGUACAAGUAGUUGUGUUAGCUGAAGAUAAUGCAAUUCGUGAUCUACUUCUACAACAUGAUAUUGCUGUUCAAACCAUAAGUGAAGUUUCACCAAUUGAAGUGCAGCCUUCAACUGUUCUAAGUCAUCUUUACACAUAUUUAGGCCGAAAUGAAAAACUUGGAUUAUCUGGAAGAAAAUCUCGUGAUGUUGGAAUUCUUAGUACCAGCAAAUUAUAUACAUUGCAAGAUCGAAUAUUUGCCUUCACUCCACAGAUUACAGAUCGUCAAAGGUAUUACAUUGCAUCUGACAAUAAUCUGUUGAUAGAUUUAUUUAAGAAUGAAAUAAACUUCUUAAAAUCUAGUUGGCAAAACCUAUUAGGCCGACCCACAGUUGUUAUUGUUAUAAAAAAACUGCAUUAUGAUCAAGGUAAAAUUCCUUUAGCUGUUAUAACAACAAUCAAAAAAUUAAAAAGUGGAUAUAUUAACGGAACUAGAGUAACAUUGGGAAAUCUUAAUGGCUUCCUUAGUACUUCCUGUGUUACAAAUCUUAGUUUCUUAGGCAGUCAAGAAAUUGGAAUGCCAUAUAAGCUUAAUACAGAGGUAGAACAAUAUUUAGAUGAGCAUAUUAUCAAAAGUUUUACAAAUCAAUCUACUUUAUUAACCUGUAUACCUAGUAAAAAUUCGAAAAUAAAAAGAAAAAUGUCUGUUAAAGGAGCUAUUAAGAAAACAAGAUCAUUUAUGCUUGAUGCUGAAGAACGACGCAUUCAAGUUGCUGAAACUCUGGCUGUUUCAAAAUUAUUAGCACAAAGAAGUCCAUCUCCUGAUAAUAAUGUAGUAGUAAUGCCAACUAAAAGAGAGCACCAUCGUCCUCGACUCCAUAGCCGCUUUAAGGCAAGUACAGAGUUGCUGUGUGCUGAAGCUGAAUUGGAUGGUAUUUUAUCUAUGUUAAGUGAAUCAGAUUUAGAAGAAAAAGGAGAUAUUUUACAAUAUUUAGUGGACACUUAUGGUUUAGAAUAUGAUACAGGAAUGAAGGAAGACUGUAAACCAGUUUUAGUUAAAGAUUUAUUAAAAUUACUUUAUGAAAAGGCAUGUCAACAAAACCAUUGGGGUUUAGUUAGACAUACAGCUGGAAUGUUAGGUAAACGUGUAGAAGAUUUAGCUAAAGCUUUAACAGAUCUUUUGGUUCGUCAAAAACAGGUAACUAUAGGUAUGCCUCCAUUUAAUGAGCAUACAAUAUCUACACCUUUACCUGAAGGAGAAUUACGACAAGUAAUUCAUGAUGCUUAUGGAGAUGAUGAAAGUACAGCCAUGUUAACACAAGAACUUUUAGUUUAUUUGGCUAUGUUUGUGCGAACUGAACCACAACUGUUUUUGGAAAUGUUAAGGCUUCGAGUUGGUUUGAUUAUACAAGUCAUGGCCGGUGAAUUAUCUAGAACAUUAAAUUGUUCAGGAGAAGAAGGUUCCGAACAUUUAUUUAAUUUAUCACCAUUUGAAAUGAAAAAUCUAUUACAUCAUAUCAUGAGUGGAAAAGAAUUUAUAUUAAGUAGUGUGGGGCGUGGUAAUUUUUCAGUAAUAAGCUACAAAUCAAGCCAUGUCAGUAAGAAAAGCCAAAUCGAAGGGUUAUUGUUGACUGAUAAAUCAGAAGUCAACAGUGAUGCAUUAGAGAGUGAUCGUCAAGGUCAGUGGUUACGGCGUAGACGUUUAGAUGGAGCAUUAAAUCGAGUACCUCGAGAAUUCUAUAAACGUGUUUGGAUUAUCUUAGAAAAGUGUUGUGGAAUAGCUAUUGAUGGAAAACUCCUAUCACAGAGCCUAACUCAAGAAAUGACAUCCGGCGAGUUAAAAUUUGCUUUAGCUGUAGAAACCAUACUGAACUGGAUUCCACAUCCUGAGUAUAGACAACUGAUAGUUGAGACAUUGAUGAUAUUUACGCUCUAUGCUGAACAAGAAAUUUCACCUACUCCACAUAGAAUAAUAACAAUUGAAGAUUUUGUACAUAAAGCUAAUGAAUUGUUUUUACAAGAUCAAAUUGCUAUUAAUGGAGAUGCCACUUUGUGUUGUGCAAAAGUACACAAAGAACUUACCCAAGGUGGUUCACUGUUGUGUGGUGGUGCUGCUUAUAUAUGUCAACAUUUCUAUGACAGUGCCCCAAGUGGGAGUUAUGGAACAAUGUCAUACAUUAUUAGAGCAAUUGCCUAUGUCUUAGAAGAUUCUUUAGGACUAACUGAUGUUGACUGUUCUAUUUCAUGAUUUUAUUCUUUAGUUUUGUUUAAAAAAAAUGUAGUGUUAUACUAUAUUAAUGAUUGUUAGAAUUUUAAUUCUGUUUGAAAGUAACAUAGUCAUAGCUUUAUUAAAUUAUCAUGAAGAAGAAUUCCUAUCAUAUUGUUUAUGCAUACAGUUAUUAUUGUCUAAUUGAUACUAAAAUUGUAUAUUUGAUAAUUUUAACUAUACUUUAGUUAUUGAUUGUUUAUAUAAUAACUAAAAAAAAAAUAGAAGAAAUAAUAUAGUUGAAUAAAGGUAGUGAUUAAUAAGAGAAAAUUGUGUUGAAAAUGUAUGAGUACAAACAUUUAUAAAUAAUACUUAAAAAAAUAUAAUUAUGACAAUAUUAAAAUGUAUAAAUUAUAAUUAAGA
Molecule: messenger RNA, 4307 nt
Organism: Melanaphis sacchari
Lineage: Eukaryota; Metazoa; Arthropoda; Insecta; Hemiptera; Aphididae
Product: probable phosphorylase b kinase regulatory subunit alpha
Exons: 24
Coding region: 375-3926 (1183 amino acids)
Biological process (GO): glycogen metabolic process
Cellular component (GO): phosphorylase kinase complex
Molecular function (GO): calmodulin binding
Source: RefSeq, a predicted model, not a curated record